AUGGCUUCUUCAUCAUCUUCAACAGUUUCAGAUGAGCAAUUCAAGCUGUUUCAUUCGAUUGAUAGAGAGGUUUACAGGCUACUUGUGAUUAAUCUAUGGAGGGAUCCUGUGGAGUCCAUGCAAAUAAUGGCCUUAUGGCUGUGGUUGGAGAGAAUGGGUUUCCCCAUUAUGGUGAAAAAAAUCCUUGCUUUACCUUAUAUUCUGAUAAAUGAAGUAGCAGAUGAGUCGAACAUUUGCAUCAGCUGCGUAAACGAUAAUCAAUUCGCUAGCCAGAAUAGCGAUAUCCCUCUGAUGCAAAUUCUGAUGGAGAAAGAAAUUUCUCUCAAAUAUUUCCAUGACAAUAGGCUGUGUGCAACUCAAGGGAUGGCAAAAUUUAUGAAUGAUGUAUGUAUCAGAGCAUUAUAUGAUAUAAUGCAACAAGCCAUUGAAAGAAACUGUGCCCAGAUUAGCUUUCUGACCACCACCCAGAAAAUCCCACCUUCCUCCACCCAACCUAGACUUCCUCAAACUGAGUCUAAUGAUGUCCCUCCAGAGGACAGGACCAUGUUUGUCACCUUCUCCAAGGGCUAUCCUGUGCAUAAAUGGGAAGUGAAGGAAUUCUUCACCAGGACUUAUGGGGAUUGUAUAGAGUCUCUUCACAUGCAAGAAGUGGAGUUCAAUGAGCAAGCACUCUUUGCUCGUAUUGUGUUUUACUCAGCAGCUACUAUUGAUGUGAUUCUUAAUGGAGUGGACAAAGUAAAAUUCAACAUCAAUGGGAAGCAUGUCUGGGCUAGAAAAUUUGUCCCAAAGCGACCAAAAUCUUCACUUCUGUCUCCGCUGCUGUCCAAUUCCUCGCCCCCAUCUUGA
Manihot esculenta (cassava) is the source of this 846-nucleotide messenger RNA. RefSeq lists its product as uncharacterized. The record is from RefSeq and is a predicted model, not a curated record. The transcript has a single exon. Lineage: Eukaryota; Viridiplantae; Streptophyta; Magnoliopsida; Malpighiales; Euphorbiaceae. The coding region runs from base 1 to 846 and encodes 281 amino acids.